Trichoderma virens Gv29-8 is the source of this 1299-nucleotide messenger RNA. RefSeq lists its product as uncharacterized. The record is from RefSeq and is a predicted model, not a curated record. Gene Ontology annotation, molecular function: 23S rRNA (adenine(1618)-N(6))-methyltransferase activity. Gene Ontology annotation, cellular component: nucleus. Gene Ontology annotation, biological process: rRNA base methylation. Lineage: Eukaryota; Fungi; Ascomycota; Sordariomycetes; Hypocreales; Hypocreaceae. The transcript is spliced from 4 exons. Bases 1 to 1299 code for a protein of 432 amino acids.
AUGGAAGAUGCCUUGGGCCGCCCUCAGCACGCCAAAGCUGGGGGAUCUCAUAAACCACUGGCCAAGGAGUCUAAAGAUGCCUACUUUCGCAACUUGUACACGAAAGCACCCGAUUUCAAAGCCAUCGCCCUCCUGGAUCCGGACUUUGCUACCGUGUUUGGACGCGACCUAAACUUCAACGACCCCAAAGCUGUCGCGAACAGACACAAUUACAUCCUGUGGCUGAAGGAUCUGCUGGACACGACAUCGUAUGAUGAGCCUGGCAGGAAAGUUGUUGGGCUGGAUAUCGGCACCGGGGCAAGCUGCAUAUACCCGCUGCUUGGAUGUGCCCAACGGCCGUGGUCGUUUGUCGCAACUGAUAUCGAUGAUAAAAGCUUGGAGUGGGCGAAAAAGAAUGUCAAGCUCAACGACUUGGACGGCCGGAUUCAGCUUAUUGGCCGCAAACCCGACGAUGCCCUCAUUCCGCUGGAAGAUCUCAAAAUGGAUUCCAUCGACUUCACCAUGACGAACCCCCCCUUUUACGAAUCCGAGGAAGCAAUGGUCAAGAGCGCACAGGAGAAAUCCCGCCCGCCCUUUACGGCCUGCACCGGCGCUAAAGUAGAGAUGGUGACGCAAGGCGGCGAGGUCGGCUUCAUCAACCGCAUCUUUGAAGAAUCUCUCGUUCUGCGCGAACGCGUCCAAUGGUACACAGCCAUGGUGGGCUUCCUAUCAAGUCUCACACGUAUCGUGGACAAGCUGCGGGAGCACAAAAUAGACAACUAUGCCAUCACCGAAUUUCACCAGGGCAACAAGACGAGGCGGUGGGCGAUUGCGUGGAGCUUCCGACCUCUACGGCCUGCGCAGAGUGUUGCGAGAGGGACCAAGGCGGCUUUAUCGAGGGGCAUCUUACCGGCCGUGACGGAGGUUUUGGCGUACAGGAUGCCGUUGGGAGGAAGCGUGGGUGGCUUUGCUGAGAACCUGAGCAACGCUAUUGCAGCGCUGGAUCUCAUCUCCUGGAACUGGGAUAAGGAGAAGCUCGAAGGGAUUGGAAGGGCCGUUGACAAAGUAUGGGGACGGCCGUGGCGGCGGCGAAAGAAGCGAGAGAUGGAGCUGGGGACAGAGACGGAGGAGAAAAGUAAAGCCACUGAGGAGCAGAUUUGCGCAUUUGGCUUCAAAGUUUCUGUGAGGGUAAGCAGAGAACACGUUUCAGUUGAAGCGCGGUGGGUGGAAGGGCAUGAUGAGACGGCACUGGAGAGUUUUAGGGGGUUCUUGAAGUCGGCGUCAGAGAAGGCUGCGGAGGAUGCGAAGAAGGGAGCUUAG